AAGGACUUCCAAGAGAGAUGUGGGGAGCUGGACAUCUCUCCAAAGAGCAUCUUGCUUCUUCCUCAUCUUAUUCUCAAUCUGUAGCAAACAACGAAGGCGCCAGGCUACAUCUGGAGGCUCUGAGUAGCAGAAGACCCUUUCAGCAAGCCUUAACCAGGAUACUAGGAGCACAGACAGAGGACUAUCCAAGCAAAGCAGGUCUCGGGCCCCACAGCUUCAGCGCAAGGGAGUAUGUCAAAGAGGCACCGCCUGGAGGCCUCUCCCAGAACAUGCUGCGAAGACGCUUCUGGGAGUCCACCAGGAAACUGCAUAAGAAGCGAGGCAAUCUCUCCGAAUGCUUCUGGAAAUACUGCGUGUGACUGGCUGGGAACCCAACUGCUUCCAGGUGCCCCCCAGUCCUAACACCACAUCCUUGCCCUAUAAUUUAUGAUGCAAUCAAGCAAUAGACUAGAAUCCUGCAUAUAAUUUGUGGAAAUGCACACACGAUGAAAAUAAAGUAAUUCUGAAGAUGGCAAAAAACUUC
Candoia aspera is the source of this 523-nucleotide messenger RNA. Its product is annotated as urotensin-2-like. Gene Ontology annotation, cellular component: extracellular region. Gene Ontology annotation, biological process: regulation of blood pressure; blood vessel diameter maintenance. NCBI's taxonomy places the organism in Eukaryota, Metazoa, Chordata, Lepidosauria, Squamata, Candoiidae. Bases 18 to 359 code for a protein of 113 amino acids. Gene Ontology annotation, molecular function: hormone activity. The transcript has 3 exons. The record is from RefSeq and is a predicted model, not a curated record.